This is a messenger RNA of Phialemonium atrogriseum, 2379 nucleotides long. Its product is annotated as Neutral/alkaline nonlysosomal ceramidase. Gene Ontology annotation, cellular component: extracellular region. The transcript has a single exon. Gene Ontology annotation, biological process: ceramide catabolic process; long-chain fatty acid biosynthetic process; sphingosine biosynthetic process. Gene Ontology annotation, molecular function: N-acylsphingosine amidohydrolase activity. The record is from RefSeq and is a predicted model, not a curated record. Bases 1 to 2379 code for a protein of 792 amino acids. Lineage: Eukaryota; Fungi; Ascomycota; Sordariomycetes; Cephalothecales; Cephalothecaceae.
AUGAGUCCUGAACAAGAUGAUUGUGAAGAAGGAGCUAGUUUUCUUGACGAGAAUCAACGGAAGACCAGCGAUCACCUCUCUCACUCACCUCCGAGACGUUCCGUGACAAAGUUCCAUCUACUAGCCUUCGCCUCGCUUUUUGUCUUCGCUUUAGUGCUCAGAUGUAUGGUUUCGGAGGACUUCCUUCCUUCCUGGGUGGCGCCUUGGAGCGCCAAGCAUGGGCCCCAAUCUCUCGACUUGAAGCUCGGGAAUGUGUAUCUGCUCGGCACGGGGAAAGCAGAUAUCACGGGUCCGGUUGUUGAAAUCAACAUGAUGGGCUAUGCCGAUCCGAGCCAGGUAGGCUCCGGCUUACGCCAACGGCUGUACUCGCGAGCCUUCAUCGUUGGCGACGUCAACAACCCGAGGGAUAGGUUCGUCUAUCUCGUCCUCGACACUCAGUCCGGCGAUACGGCCGUGAGAUACGGCAUCCUGGAAGCCCUUGGACAGCUUGGUCCAGCAUACGAUGUGUAUGGCCACCGCAACCUGGCUGUCACGGGCACACAUUCGCAUGCAGGUCCCGGGGGAUGGUUGAAUUACCUACUGCCGCAGAUCACAAGCAAGGGCUUCGACCACCAGAGUUACCGCGCGAUAGUUGACGGGGCAGUUUUGUCUAUCCGCCGGGCGCACGAGAGCCUGCAGCCCGGAUUCUUGAGCAUCGGAACCACGAGUGUGGAUGGGGCCAACAUCAAUCGCAGCUUAUUUGCCUAUCUCGCCAAUCCAGAGGCCGAGCGUGCAAAGUAUAAUGUCAGCACCAAUACCGACGGCUCGGUGGAGAAAGACCUGACAUUGCUCAAGUUCCAACGGGCAUCGGAUGGCAAGAACAUCGGAGUGCUAACAUGGUUCCCUACACAUGGCACGUCCCUGCUUGGGAAUAACACUCUCAUUGCAGGAGACAACAAGGGUGUGGCGGCUUACUUGUUCGAACGGAGCGUUCGCGGUGAUAAGAUGGCAUCAGACACUUUUGUAGCAGGCUUCUCACAAGCCAAUGUUGGCGAUACCAGCCCAAAUGUUCUGGGUGCUUGGUGCGAAGAUGGCUCAGGGAAGAUGUGCGACUUCGAGAAUAGCACCUGCAGCGAUGGCAGGUCCCAGCACUGCCACGCCAGAGGUCCGCUCUUUCGAGUCAGCGAUAACGGGGCGUCGUCGUGCUUCGAGAUCGGGAGACGGCAGUUCGAGCCGGCGCGGGCUUUGUAUGACCGUCUUGAGCGAAAUCCAAACCCGGUACGAGGACACUGGGUCAAAUCUUUCCACACCUUUCACGACAUGUCAAACUUCACCUUCCGCCUUCCGAACGGCUCCGAGGCCCGCACAUGCCCUGCAGCGCUGGGUUAUUCCUUCGCAGCGGGCACCUCAGACGGUCCGGGGGCUUUCGACUUCACGCAGCAUGACCCCGAUGCGAAUAAAACGUCCCCAGUGUGGCGGGUUGUGUCCCGUCUGUUGAAGGAGCCGACCGAGGGGCAGCAAGCCUGUCACAGUCCGAAACCUAUAUUACUAGACGUUGGCGAGAUGCACAAACCGUACCAGUGGACGCCAAACAUUGUCGAUAUCCAGGCGUUCCGUGUCGGGCAGCUCGUCAUCGUCGUCAGCCCUGGCGAGGCAACUACCAUGGCGGGUCGACGCUGGAAGGAGGCCGUACGGGGCGCCUCGGAGCGUUUUUUCGAGUCCCAGAAGUCAACUUCUUCUCCCGCGGCGGCACAGCCAGUGGUCGUACUUGGGGGUCCAGCUAACAGCUACGCCCACUACAUCACCACCGAGGAGGAGUACUCCAUCCAGCGCUACGAAGGCGCGUCCACGCUCUACGGGCCCCACACGCUGGCGGCGUACAUCAACGUCACGCUCUCGCUCCUCCCGCACCUCGCAGCGGACGCGCCCCCGACCCCGCCGACGCACGGCGGGUCCCUGCCCCCGGACAACGCGAACCGGUCCCUCAGCUUCAUCUCGCCCGUCGUCUUCGACGCGGCGCCCAUCUUCAAGUCCUUCGGCGACGUGGUCGCCGACGCCGCGCGCGCGUACCGGCGCGGGGCCACCGCGGCGGCGCGCUUCGUGGGCGCGAACCCGCGCAACAACCUCAGGCUCGAGGGGACGUUCGCGGCCGUCGAGAAGCUCGACAUCCGCGCCGGCGGCGUGUGGCGGACGGUGCGGGACGACGCGGACUGGGACCUCGUGUUCCGCUGGCGGAGGACGAGCGAAAUCCUGGGCAACAGCGAGGCCGAGGUCGUGUGGGAGACGGAGGAGUGGGCGGAGCCGGGGGUGUAUCGCUUGCGGUACUUUGGCGAUUCGAAGAGCCUGGGAGGCAAGAUCACGGCGUUUGAGGGGACUAGUGCGGUGUUUACUCUGCUCUAG